Molecule: messenger RNA, 4630 nt
Organism: Durotheca rogersii
Lineage: Eukaryota; Fungi; Ascomycota; Sordariomycetes; Xylariales; Xylariaceae
Product: raptor N-terminal caspase like domain-containing protein
Exons: 3
Coding region: 95-4294 (1399 amino acids)
Biological process (GO): TOR signaling; cellular response to starvation; cellular response to amino acid stimulus
Cellular component (GO): TORC1 complex; cytoplasm
Molecular function (GO): protein binding; protein-macromolecule adaptor activity
Source: RefSeq, a predicted model, not a curated record
UUCAUCAACCAGUUCUCCCUGUUCGAGUCAUCCCUUACGCAGCUGCUCCAACCUCACCACUACUACGCCAAUAAUUAAUGAUAAUCCCACAACCAUGCCUUCCAGGCUGGACUCAGGCGGCCCAACCUAUGCGGCACGGCCUUCCGAGUCUACGAACGGCCGUCCACACACAGCAACAGACGAGAGAGAGCCCGUGGAUCUCGACCGACGCCCAUUGACGGCACCGGGAAAUAAGCAUAAUAUUUCCCUCAUCAUCUCCCAAGAUGACUCCGACCCCGACCCACCCAAGAGAGCCUCGAGGCCCCAGCUCCUGAGAUCGAAGAGCGAAUAUACCGUCCGCCGCGAAGACUCAGAACAAGCCGACGAGGAGAUCCCCGAAUGGGGCGCACGCCACGGGUUCGAAGACCAUUACCAGUCGGAAGAUAUCAUUUCCCAGCUUGCUAGUAAUUGGUACAUGUACUUCACAGAGAAGCGACACGAAACUACGGGGCAGCCAGAAUCCCCCAACUAUGCGAUAGAGGACUGGCGGAUGCGAGACCGCUUAAAAACGGUGUCGGCUGCUCUGGCAGUCUGCUUAAACAUCGGUGUUGAGCCCCCUGAUCAGCUCAAGACGAACCCGGGGGCCAAACUGGAGGCAUGGCAAGAUCCUUUUGUGCCCCCAGCCGCAAAGGCUCUGGAGGCAAUUGGGAAAUCCCUACAAGCACAGUACGAGAACAUCUCUCUACGGACAAGGUAUAAGCAGUAUCUGGAUCCCUCCGUGGAAGAGACGAAGAGAUUCUGCCAGUCAUUGCGGAGGAACGCAAAGGAUGAGCGUGUCCUGCUUCAUUACAAUGGCCACGGCGUGCCGAAGCCGACCGCGUCGGGGGAGAUAUGGGUGUUCAACAAAACUUUCACCCAAUACAUACCCAUUUCCUUAUAUGAUCUCCAGCACUGGCUGCAGGCGCCUACCAUCUUCGUUUGGGACUGCUCCGAAGCUGGUAAUAUCUUGAAUAACUACCACCGUUUCGUGGAGAAGCAUGAGGAGGAGGAAGAAGCAUCAGCUGCUGCUGAUCCCAACUAUGAAAAGACCAAAUAUCGUUCAUACCUUCAUCUUGCAGCCUGCGCGGUCAAGGAGAAUCUCCCGACCAACCCCCGCCUCCCGGCUGACUUGUUCACAGCUUGCUUGACGACACCGAUAGAGAUGGCAUUGUGGUUCUUCGUCUUGCAGAAUCCUCUUAAGACGAGUAUCACGCCAGAAAGAGCCAAGAAACUGCCCGGCAGAUUGCAAGAAAGAAGAACGCCACUUGGAGAACUAAAUUGGAUCUUUACAGCGAUCACUGACACCAUUGCGUGGACCUCCUUGCCGCGGCAGCUAUUCCGAAAAUUCUUCCGGCAAGAUCUCAUGGUCGCUGCCCUGUUCCGGAAUUUCAUCCUAGCCCAGAGGAUUAUGAUGGUCUACGGUUGCCAUCCCCAGUCGUACCCGGAACUACCAGAUACUCACCAACACCCACUAUGGGAGAGCUGGGAUCUGGCUGUCGACUUGGCCUUAGCACAGCUGCCCAUGAUGGAACGCAAGGAGAGUGAAGGGAUUGAAUACGAAUACCAAAGCUCCACGUUUUUCGCCGAACAGUUGACCGCUUUCGAAGUGUACCUUGCCCGCGGCGACGCCAUGCAACAGAAGCCUCCCGAGCAGCUCCCCGUCGUACUCCAGGUGCUGCUUAGCCAGCAGCACAGAGUUCGUGCCCUCAUACUAUUGGGCAAAUUCCUGGACUUGGGCCCUUGGGCAGUCCACCUGGCUCUAAGCAUCGGCAUCUUCCCAUACGUGCUGAAGCUCCUUCAAUCCGCCGCAGCGGAGCUGAAGCCCGUGAUGGUGUUCAUUUGGACUCGAGUCCUUGCCGUAGAUGUUUCCUGCCAGCCCGACCUGAUUAAAGACAGCGGCUACAACUAUUUCGCGUCCAUACUCAACCCGUCGGAGGCGCUUGCCGUCGCUAAUAGCGACGAGCACAAGGCGAUGUGCGCGUUCGUGCUGUCGAUGCUGUGCAAAGGGUACAGGCCCGGUCAGUCUGUGUGCAAUCAGUCGAACAUCAUGACCUAUUGCCUAGUUCAUCUUAAGAACGAGGAAAACGUGCUGCUACGCCAGUGGGCGUGUCUAUGUAUCAGCCAAUUAUGGCAGGAUCUUCCCGAGGCCAAGUGGAGAGGCAUUAGGGAGAGCGUUCCUGCGAAGCUGUUCGAUCUAAUCAGGGAUCAAGCUUGCGAAGUACGAGCCGCAGUCAUCCAUGCCAUGACGACUUUCCUAGGCAUCCCGGAACUCACGGACGAGGUUGCUAGGAUCGAGGAAUCUAUAGCCUGGAUGCUGAUAGACAUGGCCAACGAUGGAAGUCCCCUCGUCCGCAAAGAGCUGCUCGUCUUCAUCUCCCACUUCGUUGUUCGUUAUGAGAACAAAUUUAUCGUUGCGGCCUACGAGCAAUUGGCCGAAGAAAGAGAGUAUCUUCUCUUCCCUCCGAAAGACGACGGUUUGGAGCAUAAGAUGGGAUUACACUUUACCCGUCCCGAGAACCGGAAUUCGGAUGGGACGAUCAAGGCUUCGGCUCGGGGAUUGUCUUCCGACACCGUCUAUGCGGCUUGUUGGAAGCACAUAUUGAUACUGAACGUAGACCCCCACCCCGAAGUCCAGCGAGAUGCAACCAUCAUCGUCGACCAUGUCCACAAUGCACUCCUGUCAUCGCCCGUCGGCAUCCAUGCCCAGACGUUGAUGGAUGAGAUUCAAAGGCGCGCGCGGCGGUCUCGUGGCCACAGGAAACAGCCUUCGACGUCGCGGAGCGGGAUAAUGGGAACAUCGGCUUCUGACAUGUCCCCCCCGGAGCCUUCACCUAGCAUCCUAAAGCGGACUGCUAGUUUACUGUUCCAGCUGCCGAGCAUGUGGAGCGGCGAAACAGCGACUACUACACCGCCACCGUCUUCUGGAGUCGCGAGGACCUCGUCUCAGAGACUGCGGCCUGCCGGCGAUUGGAGCGCUCCGCUUGAACAAACCGACCCAACUAGCGCGUCGGCCCACUACCACGUAGCUGAUGAGCCCGUCUCAGGGCGGUUCAAAGAUCGGAAUCUAGAGGAGAGGCCCUCCCUGCCGCUCCCGAGCACGUUUCUUGACUGGUCGAUUGAAUAUUUCCGUGAGCCGCAGAUGCAUCCUAGCGAGGCCGAAGAACCAGGAAGCACGGAGUACAACGAGCGUCUGUGGCGGAGAUCACGAAAUGAGAACAUACUCCGUGAAACCCAGCCGCAGAAGCACUACGCCGGCAGCCAUAAAUGGAACAACCAACUCUGCAUCAUGAAAAAUGGUGCUCAGCCGGCCAAAAUGAAUUUCCAUCAAUAUGAGGAUCAUCUAGCGGUGGCAGACGACGGCAACACGGUCCACAUAUGGGACUGGAAGAAGCAAGCCAGGUUGAAUCGAUUUUCUAAUGGCAACCCUGACGGAUCGAAGAUAAGCGACAUGACAUUUAUCAACGAGGACGACACGGCGUUUUUAAUGACGGGUUCAUCGGACGGCGUCCUGAGGAUCUAUCGAAAUUACGAUCAAGCCAAGAAAACCGAGUUGGCGUCGGCGUGGAGGGCACUCACCCAUAUGGUUCCGAGCAAUGUUAACUCGGGGAUGGUCUUCGAUUGGCAGCAGGUGACUGGUAAUGUGCUUGUUGCCGGAGACGUCCGCGUGAUACGAGUUUGGGCUGCCGCAUACGAGACAUGCGUUAUGGACAUACCGGCGCGUUCUGGAUCUUGCGUUACAUCGCUGACGUCGGACCAAAUGACCGGAAACAUAUUCGUGGCCGGAUUUGGUGACGGCGCCGUUCGAGUGUUUGACACGCGACUCCGACCUCAGGAAUCCAUGGUGAAAAAAUGGAAGGACGACUCCGAUCGUCAGUGGAUUAGAAACGUACACAUGCAACGGGGCGGCCAGCGCGAGCUACUCUCUGCGAGCCGAAAUGGAAAGGUAAAGUUGUGGGAUAUUCGGAUGGACUCGCCGCUCCGUGUUAUCCAAGCCACACGCGAUACCCUUCGCACGGCGAGCACACACGAACACCUACCGGUAUUCUCUGUCGGAACGUCUGCGCAUAUCGUCAAGGUCUUCAACUUCGAGGGCCACGAGCUCUCCCGGAUGGAGCCGUACUCUAGCUUUCUCCAGCAGAAUCGAGGCGCGCCUAUCUCUACUACGGCUUUCCACCCUCACCGCAUGGUCCUCGGCUGCGCGGCGCGCGGAGAUCAGCAUAUCAACCUGUUCACCUGCGCUAGCGAGAAGCCGGAGGCUUUCCUCAACGCUCUGUGAUAAUAAACCCCCCUUGCCCUCCCUUUGAGAACUACCCUCCUGCCACCUCCCUUUCGCACCCAUCCUCCCCCAUUUCCUUGCUCGGCCGGCAUCAUGUGAGGGAAUGACUUGAAUGACAACAACCAGAUGAACGGAGUUCUUUGUAAUGACCAUUUGCAUCCUUACUCUUCUAUCCCCCCCCCCCCCCUCCCCCUCCCCUUCUGUUCUUCUCUACUUCUCACUUCAUUUCCCUUGGCAACUAGGGAUCUUAGGACAUCUUCAAUUAUCCGCUUACUUGUUUACCCGCGAUGUGAUACAAUAGCACGAACGUGGCGGGCAGGUUUUCCGCACAGGGGU